Gambusia affinis (western mosquitofish) is the source of this 722-nucleotide messenger RNA. It is a transcript of the gene map1lc3c, whose product is annotated as microtubule-associated protein 1 light chain 3 gamma. Gene Ontology annotation, molecular function: ubiquitin protein ligase binding. The coding region runs from base 83 to 610 and encodes 175 amino acids. Gene Ontology annotation, cellular component: cytosol; autophagosome membrane; autophagosome. Gene Ontology annotation, biological process: macroautophagy; cellular response to nitrogen starvation; autophagosome assembly. The transcript has 4 exons. NCBI's taxonomy places the organism in Eukaryota, Metazoa, Chordata, Actinopteri, Cyprinodontiformes, Poeciliidae. The record is from RefSeq and is a predicted model, not a curated record.
AUUUUGAACGUUUUGAGUUUAAAGUUGGACUUAUGGAAAUGUUUUGUUGAUUUUCCAUAUUUAUAUAGAAUUCAAAGGAAAUAUGAUGUCGAGGCACAUUAGUGUUAAAAAAGCUCGGGCGUGCUGGGGGCACAGCGCGACCCGCCCUGCGGCCUCAUCAGCUGAUGCGCCGCAGCCGCCAGUAUUUAAACGCGGCUGCGCGGCGGUUCGGUCCAGACCCAGCAUGCCUCCGCUCGACCGAACCGCGCAGCAGAACAAAACCUUCAAACAGCGCAAGAGCUUCGAUACCAGGAAGAUGGAGGUGGCGGGGAUCCGGUCCAAAUUCCCCAACAAGAUCCCGGUGAUCAUCGAGCGAUACGAGAAGGAGAAAAACCUUCCGCCUCUGGACAAAACCAAGUUCCUGGUUCCGCACGAACUCACCAUGACCCAGUUCGUCACCAUCAUCAGGAACCGGAUGGCGCUGCUGCCCAGCCAGGCCUUCUACCUGCUGGUCAGCAGCAGCAGCCUGGCCAGCAUGUCGCUCACCAUGGCCCAGUUGUACCGGGACCACCAGGACGAGGACGGCUUCCUCUACAUGACCUACGCCUCCCAGGAGAUGUUCGGACUUUGACUGGACCGCAGCGCUGCCGGGCUGAAUCUGCUGUAAAUAGAGAAUAUUUUUUUAGAGAUGUUGACUGAAAAUGUUUUAAUGAUCCAAUAAAUGUUGACUCUGGCUGCGAAAA